GAGCGAGAGUUUUGAAUUUAAUUUUGAGAAAUGCUCCGUAUUUUUAUUUAAAUUUAAUUGAUCGGAGUGCAAAAUAAUUCAAAAAAAUAUCGUGAAACAAAAAACAGAAGUAUACAAACAAAACACAAAUAAAGUGCAUGUAAUAAUAAUACUAUUGUAUACCACAGCGAAUUCAAUCUCUUAGAAAUAAAUUGUAACUUUUGCAUUUAACACAACAAAACAACAACAACAAGUAACAAAAUGGUAAACAAACCAACGAACGGACCAGCUCUUCAUAAAGUGAUCAUGGUCGGCAGUGGCGGCGUUGGAAAAUCCGCCCUCACCUUGCAAUUCAUGUAUGACGAGUUCGUGGAGGAUUAUGAACCAACAAAAGCCGACAGUUAUCGCAAAAAGGUUGUUUUGGACGGCGAAGAAGUACAAAUUGAUAUUCUAGAUACAGCGGGUCAGGAAGAUUAUGCUGCCAUUAGAGAUAAUUAUUUUCGUAGCGGAGAGGGAUUUUUAUGCGUGUUCUCAAUAACGGACGACGAGAGUUUUCAGGCAACUCAAGAAUUCAGGGAACAAAUAUUGCGUGUAAAAAACGAUGAAAACAUACCAUUUCUAUUAGUUGGUAAUAAAUGUGAUUUGAAUUCGCGACGCAAGGUACCGUUAGCCGAAUGUCAAUCACGUGCCCAAGCAUGGGGAGUGCCGUACGUUGAGACAUCCGCAAAAACAAGGGAAUGCGUGGAUAAGGUAUUCUUUGAUCUAAUGCGCGAGAUACGAUCACGGAAGACGGAAACCAAGCAAGAAGCUCAGAAGAAACCCAGCAAAAAACGCAAACUCAAAUGCACAAUUAUCUAGAGUACAAGAUCGCCAAAAAAUAAAAAAGUUCAUCAAAAAUAGUCCCGAAAACACACUGUAUCCUGUGUAAAAAUAAAUCGAUAUUUUUAUCACGUCAAGAAAUAGUCUAAGCGAAAUUUAAACAUAUUAAGCGCGAAAUCAAUUUUUACACCAUCUGCGCUGACUUUUACAAAUCUCAAACAGAGAAAAUAUAUAUUAAAAUUUGCUACUCAAGUCUUUAUAAAAAUAAAAGAAAAAAAUCAACUGUAACAAAAAAUACAUAAAAAUAGCUCUUAAAUAUAAAUAAAUAAAUAUAAAAUAAUAAUAAUGCACUUUAAAUAAUUUUAAUUAAUUUAUA
Molecule: messenger RNA, 1174 nt
Organism: Culicoides brevitarsis
Lineage: Eukaryota; Metazoa; Arthropoda; Insecta; Diptera; Ceratopogonidae
Gene: Rala
Product: ras-related protein Ral-a
Exons: 5
Coding region: 241-837 (198 amino acids)
Biological process (GO): Ras protein signal transduction
Cellular component (GO): plasma membrane
Molecular function (GO): GTP binding; GDP binding; GTPase activity
Source: RefSeq, a predicted model, not a curated record